This is a messenger RNA of Melitaea cinxia (Glanville fritillary), 4477 nucleotides long. It is a transcript of the gene pbl, whose product is annotated as protein ECT2. Gene Ontology annotation, cellular component: cell cortex; nucleus. The transcript is spliced from 20 exons. Gene Ontology annotation, molecular function: GTPase activator activity; guanyl-nucleotide exchange factor activity. The coding region runs from base 221 to 4477 and encodes 1418 amino acids. Gene Ontology annotation, biological process: intracellular signal transduction; activation of GTPase activity; nervous system development. NCBI's taxonomy places the organism in Eukaryota, Metazoa, Arthropoda, Insecta, Lepidoptera, Nymphalidae. The record is from RefSeq and is a predicted model, not a curated record.
UUAUCUAUGAAUGCUUCAUUCAACUGCAUUUGUACUCGCUUCGUUUACGUCGUGUUAUUGAAAAUUUCAGAAAUGUUAUUAGAUUGGACAGAUCGUAGUUUUUUUCAAAAAGAACUUUGUGUUAUGUAAAGUGAAGUGAAUUAAUGUGUUAUAUUAGGUCUUGUAAAUAGUAUUGUAAUUUGUGUUAUGUGAUUGAUAUAACGAAUCGGUGGUUCGCAAGAUGGACGAAAUGUCUAAGGGCAUGUCACAAACAGGAAGCAUCUCUACAACUGACAAAAAUCAAGAAAAUGAUGGCUCGUCGACGCCGUGUGUGUACGUCAGCGAAUCGUGCAUCGAGUGCGAACGAGUACGCGCCGCUUGCGAGCGUCUCGGCGUGCUGGCCACGGUGCGGGGGCCCGAGUCGCUGCCCUCGCUGCAGCAGCAGCCGGCGCCUCCCUCCUACCUCGUGACCGCGCCUUUUGAGGGAGAACUCUUCGAUGCAGCCCAUAAAGCUAAAUAUAGGGUGCUGGGGCCCACCGCAGUGCUGCAGCUGGCGGAGCGUGAGGAGCCGCCGCCAGCGAACGCGCGCCCUCUCUACUCGCUGGCGAUGCGCGGCGCAGUCAUAUGCUUCUCGGGAUUCCGGAAAAAGGAUGAGCUUACGUACCUGAUAACACUGAUCCACUACAUGGGCGGGUCGAUCCGCAAGGACAUGUCGAGCAAGGUGACGCACCUGAUCGCGGCGGCGGCCACGGGCGACAAGUACCGGUACGCGUCGGGCUUCGGCCUGCCCGUGCUGGCGCGCUCCUGGGUCGACGCUUGCUGGGAGCGCCGCGACGACCCCGCCUGCUUCGCCACUAACGAUGCUAUGAUUAAGGAACACAAGUUGAAGGUGUUCGCGGGCGCUCGCGUGUGCUUCGUGGGCUUCCCCGAGGACGAGACGCAGCACAUGGCGGAGGUGCUCGCCAGCAACGGCGGCGCCGCGUGCGCGCUCGACGACGCCGACUGCACGCACGUCGUAAUGGCCAAUGGGGAGACUUUCGGUCGUUCGCUUAUCCUCUCACCCCAUCUCAACACUCCUAAUAGUUCCGCCAAGCCCCUCCGAUCCACACCGAACCGAUCCCAAACCACUCCUAAGAGUUCUUUGUACCGUAGGCUCUCGGCUCGCCUCUCUGGCCGCCGCGCUAGUCCAAACAAACACAUGAAUCAAACAAACGAUGAAAAAGUACAAGAAGAUAGAGAGGAGUGUUUGCGAGUGGCAAGAGACAAUAUUAGAAAUAGUUUAUCGAACGAUAAAGAAAAAUCUCAAUCUGAGGAUAUCAGUAUUAUUAAUGUAGGAAAAUCGUUUCUUGACGAUAUGUGUUCCGAUGCUCACGACUCGAGUAAUAUAUCUAAUACAGAAACGCGAAAGUAUAAAAGUAGCAAUAAAGAGAAUAAGUAUUUAUCCCAAAUUAUUCACGGUAGUGUCCGAAACACUAGCAAGGAAAAACGCGAAGUCUUUAGAAAUAAGUCUUUAAACGUCUUUAAUAUAGUUGAUUGUUUGGCGGAGGUGGGAUCUUUGCAUUCUUCUCUAACAAAGAGCUUAUGUGACUUAGAUGCAAAAGAUGAGCCAGAUUUUCUACUACCUGUAUCGACGGCUAAUAAAGAUUUACAACAUUCCAAUACCACUAUAUCUUCUGGUAAGAAAAGAAGCCGAAAUUCGACAGAAUCAAACUUUCAAGUUAGUGCUAUAGAUAGCAACCAUUUAUCCCCCGACAAAUCUGAGGAUGUUAAUUGGAAAUCUAUUAAAAGGCUCAAAAUUAAAGACUCGUUCAAAUUUAAAACGAAACCUACUAUUUUUAAAAAAAUUAAAAAAGAAUCCGUCUCUAAAGCAUCAGGAGAUAUCACUAUAGAGGCCGUAACUCCAGAGAGUGUAAAGCCAACGGAUCCUGCGGGAGAAUUCGUAGCUUCAACAACGUCACCCAUUAGAGAAUACGACAAUACGUCCAUUUCCUCUAUGAACAUGAGUAAGCAAUCCGGGUUCUUCGAUAUAUCUUUCGCUUCCAUACGAAGUUCAAAGACUGUGAAAUCGGCGUCAAAACUAAGAAGGAGCGUGAAAUCGUUUACCUCGUCGUUUAGGAGUGAACGAAAAAAGAAAUAUGAAAAAAGAGCCGAACGCAAUACAGUCGAGGUAGACGCCAAACACUUGCCUCCGGAACUGAAAAAUGCUUCGACGCCCAAGCGAGACCUCGACGAUAUGAAUCUCGACAUCUCACCGGUGCAAGUGGACACGGUGGACAGCACCGACACGAGGACUCCGGCGAGAGACGAGGCGGACGUCGACGAGCUGGACGACUCCGUGGUUUUCAAGACGCCCCAGAGCGUGUGGCUCCGCGCCCACCGGCACUCGAUCUGCGGCGGCCCCCUCCCGCGCCCCUCCCCCUCCCACGCCCUCUCGCCGCGCCGCGCCGAGCUGCGCGCCUCGCCGCCCCCCACCCGCGACGCCCGCGCCUUGUCGCAAUGCCAUGGACUAUCGCUACCGGUGGUCGACGAACACAAUACUGUGGUCGCGCCGGAGUGUUCGCCGCGCGUCCACGUCGUCAAAGCGGAGUGGUUUUGGGCGUCGGUGCAAAACGAGGAGGCCCAAGACGAAAGAGAGUACCUAUUCAAAGACUACCUGGACGAGAUGUCGCGGCGCUCGUCAGUGGGCGGCGCGGGCGCGGCGGCGGGCGGGGCGGGCGCGUGCGAGGAGGGCGGCGCGGCGGGCGCGGCGGGCGGCACGCCGGCGGCGCUGCAGCGACUGCGCAAGCGCAAGCUGCGAGGGGGCGACGCGGCUCUCAACAAGCGCCGCUCGUCCGUAGGCGACGCCGUACUACUCAGCUUGUCCGGCAACCUGCUCGACUGCACGCCCUCGCCGGAUGGAAAGCAACUCCUCGAAGAGUCGGAAGUACCUGACAAUGUGGUGCGAAAAUUGAUGUCUCCGCGACAGCAAGUUUUUAUGGAAUUACUUCAGACGGAAUCGAAUUACGUCGGUAUACUACACACGAUUGUAAAUAUGUUUAAACAACCUUUGGAAGAAAUGGCCGAGGAGGAUAGCAGUAAUGGCAAAAAUCAAGCUUUGCUCAAUAACACAGAACUCAAAAUUAUUUUCGGCAAUCUACCGCCUAUUUAUGAACUACACCAACGGAUGCUGGAGGAGCUUCACUACGCGCAGGCGCACUGGAGCGAGGAGGUGAGCAUCGGGAGGCUCGUGCUCAAGUACACGCCUGACAUGGUGAAGGCCUACCCGCCUUUCGUCAACUUCUUCGAGAACACCAAAGAGAUGCUGCAACAAUGCGACCGUGAGAACCCAAGAUUUCAUGCAUUCCUGAAAAUUUGUCAAACGAAACCAGAGUGUGGCCGACAAAGUUUGCAGGAAUUACUAAUAAGACCGGUGCAGCGAUUACCGAGUAUAAGUCUGUUAUUAGAUGACAUUCUGAAGCACACGCACAAGAGCAACCCCGACCACGCGGCGCUAGUGUCGGCGCUGGCCGGCCUGCGCGAGGUCAUGUCGCACAUCAACGAGGACAAGCGCAAGACGGAGGGUCAGCUGCAGAUGUUCGACAUCUAUAACGACAUCGACCAGUGCCCGGCCCAUCUCGUUUCGUCACAUCGAUCAUUCGUAUCCCGCUGUGAAGUAGUCGAACUGUCAAAAGAACUUUCUGGACGAGGCGAUCACCUCGUGCUAUUUCUUUUCACGGACACGAUGGAAGUGUGCAAAAAGAGAUCAAAGGCUUUCAACAGUAAAAGUCCAACGAACGGCACGGGUACGAUGCGCAUAGGCUCCAGCAAGCCCUACCGACACAUCUCGCUCAUGCCGCUCAGCACCGUCAAGCGCGUCGUCGACAUACGGGAGGCGGAGGAUUGCCACAACGUGUUCGCUCUGAUGUGCCGAAGCAACCAGGAGCUGAAAGAGAAGUUAUACUCGUUUAUGAUAACUGACGAAACCGUCGACAAAUCGCAUUUCCUACGACAGCUGUGCAGGCAGAUGGCGAACACUGUCUGCAAAGCUGAUGCCGACAAAUUUCUGGCGUGUCUGGAAUCGCACCAGCUUGAUAUCGACACCAGCGACCUCGCGCUUAGUACCCUCUCUAAAGUAUCAAAGUUUGCCGCUCGAACCAGGAUUAAGCUGGAGGCGCUGGCGGGGCUGGGCGGCUGGCUGCGCGCCGAUCCGGGCGCCGUCCUGCUCGACACUUGGGUAUUGCGCGCUCACUUACUCGCACAGGUGGGGCGCGCGCUAUCUUUCAACAAGACACCCUCGAAGCUGAAACGCGCCAUGUCGUCGAUGAUCUCGCCUUUCGGCUCCACGUCCAACCUGACGCCCGCCUCGCAGCUCGCCCAGAUGAGGCUCGCCAGUUGUAACAAUAUAAACGAGAUGGGCGCGAGCGGCGGCGAGGGCGGCUCGGUGCUGGUGGCGCCGCUGUCGGUGCAGCCCACGCGCAAGGCCGCGGCCGGCGCUGCCGCCGCGCUGCGCCGCUUCUGA